AUGGUGCUGCCCGCCGCCGGCAAGCUGCGCCUCGAGGCCGCCGAGAACUCGUACCGCGGCCACAUGCGCCUCACGGUCGCCCAGCUGGCUGCACCGCACGACUUCGGCAACUACCGCUGCAUCGCCAAGAACUCGCUCGGCGAGACGGAGGGCUCCAUACGCCUCUACGAGAUUCCAAAACCAUCAUCCCCUCCGAGAGCUACAGAGAUACGAAGUGGAGCAUCGCGUGAAGAAAGGAUCUCAAGUCUCAAGAGUGACUUUGCUUCUCCGUCCUUCCAAAAGUCCCUCGAGCUGAAGGAGACGCUGUCGGCCAAGACCUGUGCGGAGAUGAAGACUCCAGCUAAACGACAGACGUUAUAA
This is a messenger RNA of Schistocerca americana (American grasshopper), 360 nucleotides long. RefSeq lists its product as uncharacterized. The transcript is spliced from 3 exons. Lineage: Eukaryota; Metazoa; Arthropoda; Insecta; Orthoptera; Acrididae. Bases 1 to 360 code for a protein of 119 amino acids. The record is from RefSeq and is a predicted model, not a curated record.